Sardina pilchardus (European sardine) is the source of this 4920-nucleotide messenger RNA. It is a transcript of the gene atf7ip, whose product is annotated as activating transcription factor 7 interacting protein. The record is from RefSeq and is a predicted model, not a curated record. The coding region runs from base 330 to 3581 and encodes 1083 amino acids. Gene Ontology annotation, biological process: regulation of DNA-templated transcription. Gene Ontology annotation, molecular function: transcription coregulator activity; protein binding. Lineage: Eukaryota; Metazoa; Chordata; Actinopteri; Clupeiformes; Clupeidae. Gene Ontology annotation, cellular component: transcription regulator complex; nucleus. The transcript has 15 exons.
UUCUCAUGGCAAGAAGAGGGAACGCGCGGGACUGUACUAGAGAACCACCGCGAACCACUAGAGACAGUGUUGUUGUGGUUUCUCGUUUUCGUUAUCAUUACGUUACUUUUCUGUCACACUCAUCUGAAAUUGGACUAAGUUAACGUUGCUUCGGUGACAUACUGCAACACACAUCUCAGGUGCAUUGGACAAAACCCUGCCAAUCUCUGGAGUGAAGAACGAAUGCUGAUUUGAGUGGUCGCUGAUUGGGAAAACUCGUCGGUUCCGGAAUCCUGCUUGCUUGAUCCAUGAACAGCACAUCUGUAAGCAUCCUAACACUCAGGUGAAAAAUGGAAGUCGCUGUUCCAGAGGAGCCGCAAAAGAAGAUCUUCCGCGCUCGAAAAACCAUGAAGGCAAGCGAUCGGCAGCAGCUCGAGGUCCUGCACAGCACCCUGUCGACGGUGUCGGCAAACGCUUCCUCAUCCAGCACCGCCGCCGCUGCCGCCGCCACCCCACCUUCGUCGUCGUCGUCCUCGCCGUCUUCGUCGACUUCCUCGACGGCCUCGGCACCCAUGGUGAACGGCACGCAUUCUGACGAUGGCGUGAAGGCCGCGGGGAAGAGCAAAGAGAAGACGAAGGAGAAGGAGAAGGAGAAGACGGCCGCCGUCAACGGCCCGAACUCCAACUCGCCCGCUUCCAGCUCGCCCGCGUCCGGCACCCCCUCGUCCGGUUCAGCGUCUCCGCACCUGGGACUGUCCCUGUCCCGGUCUCCCUCUCCGUCCACCGCGACCUCCGCCGCCUCGAGCCCCAAGCCCUCGGCGGCGGCGACGAAGAACGGGCCGAAGGAGAGCGAGAAGAAAGAGAAGGCCAAAGACGAGUCCAAGGAGAAGGAGAAAGAGGAGGCGUCCGCUGAAGGCAAAGAGGCGGAGGAGGAGAAGAAGAAGAAGAAGAAGCCAGAGAAAGAGAAGGAGAAGGAGAAGGAGAAGGAGAAGGAGAAAGAGAAGGACAAGAAGUCCUCUUCAUCAGCCAGCCCAUCCACGACCUCGAGUGAGAAGACGGGGGUGGAGAAAGACGCCAAGCCCACAGCGGACUCCAGCGGCAAAACCAGGGAGAAGACGGAAAAGGCCGCGUCUAAGAGCCAAAGGUCAUCGCCGUCUCCAUCUUCGUCCCCGACGACGUCGUCUGCAGCGCAGGGGUCCGACCAGGAAGUGAAGGAGGGCUUCCUCUUCCUCAGCGAGGAGGAAGAGAACGUGGCGGAGAAAGAGGAGAAGAAAGCCAAGCAGGACGAGGAGAAGACGGAGGAGAAGAUGGAGGUGGACACGGACGCGGACAAGGAGAAAAAGGAGAAGGAGAAGGAGGAGGGCGAGCCCAAGUCGAAGAAGAAGAACGAGGGAAAAGCCUCUCGAUCGUCCAGCCCCACGGAAUUAGCCUCCGCUGCAGCAGCCACCGAUGGCACAUCCUCGAGCAAGAAGCGGACGUUGUCUCCGGACGGAGAAAAGAGCGAAGAGAAGGCGGGGGAGGCGACCCCAGAGGAGGAGAGGGGGGGCAAGCGGCCCAGGGUGGAGGGCCUGGAGCUGGAGGUAGAAGCUCAGAUAGAGCUCAAGAUCACCGACGGAGCUGCUGGCAGUCGCCUGAAACUGGAGAAGGUGGUGCAAAAACUGGUGGAGGAGCGGCUUCGUGUGCUGGAGCUGACCGUGUUCGACCGCAGUCUCCAGGAGCUGAAGGAGCGAGUGGAGAAGAUCGACUGUGCUACCAAACACCAGGGCACGCUCAACACACUACAGGCCAGAAUCUCCCGACUUGUCAAGAAAUUUGGAGCUGCUAACCAGGCGUCGGAGAACAGCAGAAAGGUCCAAGAGGCGCUCAAAAAGACCCCCCUUGCACCCCAAGUGAAUACUGCCUCUGCUGCUGCUACUGCUAUCACCAACGGCAUUAGAACCGUUCGCGCGCUGAUCGACGAGAAGCGAGCCACUAACAGCCCUACGGCAGCAGCCGCUGUGUCCGCAGGGUCUCCUCUUCGGUCCAAGCCUCUCUCCGCCCCGACAACCACCUCCCCCGCCGCCGCCACCACCUCCGCAUCACCGCUGGCCUCGCCGGUUGCCCCGGCGCCCAUGAUCCAGAUCCUCUCCACCGCCGCACCCAGCACUGCCACCGUUGCUUCGACAAACGUCGCCGCCUCCACCUCCGGCGCGGUCGUGGCCACCACUCUGCCGCAGGUCCAGGCCCAGGUGGCCCAACAAGGCGCGGCCCAGUCCGUGGCGCCGGGCCAGACCCAGACGCUGCUGCUGAAGACGACGCAGGGCGGCAACGGCCAGCCGCUCCUCAUCAUGGCCAACGGAGCCAUGAUCCCCGUCACCUCCCUGGCGACCGUCACCAACUCGCUGACCAACGGCAAGACCACCACCACCACCGCCUACAUCCUGCAGCCCAAGGCGGCCCUGGGGGCCACGGGCGCGACCAUGGCGAUGACCCCGGGCGCCACCACCCAGGUGGUGCAAUCGGCGAUGGCCGCCGUGUCCGCUUCGCCGGCGCUGGUUUCGUCCUCCCCGACGCCGGUGACGCUGGCCAGAGCCUUGCACCCGAACGGCGGGGCAGGAGGCGUUGUCUCCGUGACGACGGCCCGCGCGCCCACCCAGAGUGCCGCGGCUGUUGUUGGAGUCGCCACGUCCUCUUCGGCCAACCCGGCUAGCAGCGUUCCUGCCGCAACAGGGGCAGCGGCUUCAGCCACACCGUCAGCUAGUGCCAUGGCCUCAAAGACGGAUAAUCAAGCGUCAAGCAGCACAGCAGCCAAAGCAGCGGCUCAGCCUGCAAAACCUGCGGGUUCUGUGAUUGAUCUGACUGAGGAUGAUGACGAUGUUCUAGUGACUGGCCUGAAGAAGGCCACAGUUCCAGCUGCUGCAUCUGUUGCCCCUAACCAACGUCCAAGUAGGCCUCCUCCACCUCUCGUCCCCUCCUCUGGUAACCCUGCCAGAGCCUCACCUCAGACCAACCUACGGCCUCAACUCACAGUGCACCACCGCCCCCCACUGGACUCUCCUUCCAAAUCGCGAGUGAGCAGCUCCUCCUCCACCCCUCCCUGCUCCUCCUCCUCCUCCUCCUCCGCCACCCCGUCUCUCCCGCCGCUGCCCCCGGCCCCGGCCCCCCCCCGCCUCCCGCCGGACGCGGCCCACACCUCCCCCCCCCAGCAGCCGCAGCUGAAGCUGGGCCGCGUGCAGAGCCAGAACGGCAUCGUGCUCUCCUGGUGCGUGGCCGAGACCGACCGCAACUGCGCCGCCGUCGACUCCUACCACCUCUACGCGUACCACCAGGAGUCGCCUGCAGGGGGCGCCACCGCAGCAGCCGCCGCCGCCGCCGCUGCAGGCAACAACGCGUCUCACUGGAAGAAGAUCGGCGAGGUGAAGGCGCUGCCUCUGCCCAUGGCCUGCACGCUGACGCAGUUCGUGUCGGGCUCGACGUACUACUUCGCCGUGCGCGGACGGGACGUGCACGGCCGCUUCGGGCCCUUCUGCGAGCCGCAGUGCACCGACGUCAUCGGGGCGGCGCAGAGCAACGUCGCCGUGGCAGCCGCAGCGUCGUCGUCGUCGUCGUCCACCUCUGCCUGAAGAGAGAAAUGGGAAGAGGAGAUGGGAGGGAGAGGACUGAUUGGACUAUAACAACAACAACAACAACAACAACAACAAUAGACAUUAACGUUUGCCUAUUUUAGUGUCCUGUAGCUGCCUACGAUAAGCAAAAGGGGGAAAGAAGAAAGAGCUGGAAUUCAUCUAAACUUUUUCUUUUUGCUGCUGCUUGUGCGAUCCAACCAAGAAGUUAUCUCCGAGAGCCUUCGACCGAUUGAAAACAUCAGGAGCAAGCGGCCGACCGUGGGGGAGAGAGAUUGAACAAGGGAAAAGGGACAGACUCUGGAAUGCUUACUGACUGGACAGCUUGUAAUACUGAUGACAGUUCCAUAUUACUGGGAGGAAUCUGCGUUCUCUUAUUUAUUUUUAAAGUAAGAGGUCAGCAAUGGAGAAUGUGGCAGUGCGGACAUCUGAGAUUGUCGCUGCCGCUGCUGCUCUCAGUGGUUGUGAUCGUUAACCACCAACCACUCCACCAAACUCCUUCUCCUCCGGUCCUGUUGUUGUCGAGGGAGGGAUGAGCAUCAAUCAGACACGACAAGGGAUUCUGGUGUUGUGACGUAAACGACUACGGAGUGUGUGUGUGUGUGUGUGUCUAUAGCCUGUUUUGCAACUUGGGACCAGUGUUCUUGUUUGGUUUGGUUUCAUGCAUUAGAAACUGUCAAGUACUGUAUGCCACACACACAAUACCCCCCCACACACACACACAGUUUGCCAUACAGUCUGCCACACUUGGCAACAUGCUGAAAUGGCACUUUUUUUAUUUGCAAAAACAAAGUCAAUUCAGAUGCAGCCCGCUUAAAUAGCCUUGACUUGAUUCUGUUGCUGGCUUUUCCUGGCGUAUGUUUAUUUUUUUUAUGCUUUUAAAUUGUUUUUGUCUUGUUUCUGUUUUAUUUUUCUAUACUCUCAGAAUAGGUUUGCAGAAUAAGUGUUGCAUGGCUGAGAAUGCAUUAGCUUCUGUGUUCGUUCUCAACACAAAAUCACACGAGACACUAAAAGGUUACUCAGAAAAGGGGGAGUGACAGUUGUGCUCUGAAACUUUUUCUUCCAUGUAAAGUAGAUUGAUUGUACAAAGGUUCCUCCUAAUGUUCGCCUAAUUCCUCAUAUAUUUGUUUACUUUCAUUCCCCUGUUUUUGUUGUUAAUACCAUAUUUUUUUUAUUUUAUUUUAAUUGACAGCCAUGUCUUUGAACACUGUACAGAAGAGUAUGGCCCCUCUCUCUUUCAAGCUAUUAAAGGAUGGUGUUAAUUUUUCUAUGUUUUUUGUCUGGUAACCAGACGGUACAUCAGUGCAAACAAUGAAUAAAAGCGUUGAUACAAAAAUAA